AUGGAGACAUUGGGCGAUGCGCUCGCAAAGCGCAGAUCCAAAGUGGAGGUGCCGCAAUGCUGCUUCGAAGGCUACGGCCUGGAACAAGUGGGCUCAAAAGGAUCCGCUCCGGAAUCCUGUCCUCGACCGGUGGAGGAGUCCAGGACGGAUGCGGAGGGUUCCAAGAUGACCGACGAGGAGGACGAGUACUCCGAGUACUCGGAUGAAUACUCCAAAGUAAGCUCCGGUGAGGAGCAUGUCGAUGUGCCGAGCACCGGCACAAAAAAAGAAUCCGACGAGUUUUCGGAUGAGCCUCGAACUGAGGCUCUGGAGGGCGAGGAAAGUGAAGAAGAGUACUCCGACGAGUAUUCAGAGGACGAGUACUCCGAAAUCUCUGCCGACGAGGCCAGCGACGCCAACAAAGAGGCUGAGAAGGAGGAGUCGCGAGAGGGAGACUCCGCUAAUCCAGCCUCUCCGUGUGACUCGAACGAAGAAGUCGACAAGGACACUGGCUCAGCGGAGAAAGAGGAACGUUCCGCCCAAGGCUCCGGCGAGGAACGUGUCGAUGUAUCGAGCACCAGCGCCCACAAGGAGGCCCUCAACGAAAAGGAUGAGUACUCGGAUGGGUCUGGAUCCGACGGUUUGGAGGGCGAAGAAGGUGAAGAAGACGAGUACUCGGACGAGGACGAGUGUUCGUCGCAACACUCCGUGGCUGAGUACAAUGAUGUGAAUGCCGGUGGGGCAGAGGCAGAUGAGGCCAGCGGCGCGAAUGAAGAGGCCGAGAAGGAGGAGCCAGUGGAGAUCAUGGUGUCCGUGCCGGAGGGUGGAGACUUCAUGUGUCCAGCCCCUCCGCGUGACUUGCAAGAAGAAGCCGACAAGGACUCGGGAUCGGCGGAGAAAAACGCGCGUCCCCUCCAAUCCUCCGGUGAGGAGCUUGCGUCGAGCACCGGCGCUCACCAGGAGGCCCUCAACGAAAAGGAUGAGUACUCGGAUGGGUCUGGAUCCGAGGGUUUGGAGGGCGAAGAAGGUGAAGAAGACGAGUACUCGGACGAGGACGAGUGUUCGUCGCAACACUCCGUGGCUGAGUACAAUGAUGUGAAUGCCGGUGGGGCAGAGGCAGAUGAGGCCAGCGGCGCGAAUGAAGAGGCCGAGAAGGAGGAGCCAGUGGAGAUCAUGGUGUCCGUGCCGGAGGGUGGAGACUUCAUGUGUCCAGCGCCUCCGUUGCCACCGACACUGCUAACAAGUGGAUUCAAGGCCAGUGGGCAAGAUGCAACCGAGGAGGCUGAGAAGAAGCAGCCGCCAGAGAUCGGUUCGAAAGUAGACGGUGAGGACCAUGGGAGUCCAGACCCGACGAACCCAGAUCCUGUGUGUGGCUCGCAAGAUGAAGUCGGUGAUGCCCAGGUUGAUGAGCAGUUGUCACAACAGGACAGCGAGCUGAUUACCGGGAGCCUGAAGCCGGAAGACUGCGUCCUCACGGGCGAGGGCCGGCUGAAGCUCAUCGAUUUCGGUUUGUCGAAGUUCAUCGUCCACAAGACGUACACCACGUGUGGCACCCCCGAUUACUUCCCGCCGGAGAUCAUUACUUCGGCCGGCCACGACUUCGAUGUCGAUUGGUGGGGCGUGGGAGUCAUGACCUUUGAGCUUCUCGCUGGUAACCCGCCUUUCGAGGCUGCAUACCCGAUCCAGAUCUACAAAAACGUCCUACAGGGCAUCGGGAAGGUGACUUUCCCGAAGGCCAUGACGCCUGCAGCGAAAAGCUUGAUCCACCAACUCUGUGGACAGGUUCCCCAGAAACGGCUUCCACAUGGUCCCCGAGCAUUGGAAGAGCAGGCUUUUUUUGCCCCUUUGGGCCCUUGGACAG
Messenger RNA from Symbiodinium sp. CCMP2456, 1840 nucleotides. The record is from the annotation of a GenBank genome assembly. Lineage: Eukaryota; Dinophyceae; Suessiales; Symbiodiniaceae.